Messenger RNA from Drosophila obscura, 3989 nucleotides. RefSeq lists its product as uncharacterized. The transcript is spliced from 16 exons. Gene Ontology annotation, molecular function: protein binding. The record is from RefSeq and is a predicted model, not a curated record. Lineage: Eukaryota; Metazoa; Arthropoda; Insecta; Diptera; Drosophilidae. The coding region runs from base 218 to 3577 and encodes 1119 amino acids.
AGAGAGAGAGAGUGUGUGGAAAAGUAAGUGACACCGAGAUGUUUGAACAGAAAGCCGCAACAAUCUAUUUGCAUAUGCAAUGCUCAUGUCAUAAACUGGUGUCAAAGUGAGCUUAGAAUAUUAAUCAACGCUUAGAAAGUGACAUAAGGAUCAAGCAGGAGGAUCAGCUAACAGCAGCAACAGCAGCCGAAGGAGCAAGAGCCAAGAGCCAGCAAUCAUGACAUAUACACUGAUGCUCUGUCUGUUUGUCGUGGGAACCAUGCACCGUACGGUCUCCCAUGAGCAUGCCGAUGGUUUUAAACCAGAUGGCGAAAUCCUGCGUGUUUUGGUGAACAGCUCGGCCGAAAUCAAAUGCGAUGUGGGCUCCAGUCUGCCCGAUGACAAAGUCCUGCUGGUUGUUUGGUACAAGAAUAAUUUACCCAUUUACAGCUAUGACACACGUGGCGCCCACGCGGGCACACCAUCGCAUUGGCGAGACGAGGAGGUCCUCGAGAAUCGGGCCGUCUUUCGCACGCACAAGGAGCCAGCGGAAUUGACUAUAAAUCCGGUUAAGGAAAAGGAUGCGGGCAACUUUCGCUGUCGCGUGGACUUCAAGCUAUCACAGACCCGCAACAGCAAUGUCAAUUUGGAGGUUGUCGUGCCACCGAUGCAGCCGAAUAUAUUUAAUGAGCGCCGCAUGAGAAUCGAUUCGAGGGCAGGACCCUAUGAAGAGGGCGGCAGCCUGGAGGUCACCUGCGUCGUCUAUGGAGGUUCGCCGCCACCCACUGUCACAUGGCUGAUGAAUGGGCAGCUGCAGAACAGCGUUGUCGAUUACACCUACGAUGGUACCAUCAACAGCAAACUUGUGGUCCGCAACCUGUCACGCAUCCACCAGCAUGCGGUCUACACCUGCCAGGCGAGCAAUUUCCACAAGAAAUUUGUGGCCACCAACAUAACCAUUGAGCUAUACCUGCGUCCCCUUUUGGUGGAAAUCAGCUUCAACAAUCAGCCCAUGUCCGCGGACCGCAAAUACGAGAUUGAGUGCCAGGCCAUUGGCUCUCGUCCGCCCGCCAAGAUCACCUGGUGGAUGGGCAAUCUAGAGCUGCACGGACAUAGCCAGAAGGUCUCGGAGGAUGGUAAUGUCAGCACUUCCGUGCUGUCGAUUACUCCCACGAGGGAGGACCAUGGCAAGGCCUUGUCCUGUCGCGCCACAAACGAAUUGGUACGCAAUGGCAUACGGGAAACGGCCAUGAAGCUGAAUGUGUUCUUUAUACCCACAUUGCAGCUGGACCUGGGCUCCAAUCUAAAUCCCGAGGAUAUCGAGGAGGGUGAUGAUGUCUAUUUUGAGUGUAAAGUGCAUGCAAAUCCGGCCGCUUAUAAAGUUGUAUGGAAGCAUAAUCAUCAAAUCAUCCAGCACAAUCAGCGAGCGGGCGUCAUCGUCAGCAGCGGAGAUUUGGCCCUUCAGGGUGUGACCCGACAUCAGGCGGGGAAUUACACCUGCACCGCCUCCAAUGUCGAGGGCGAUGGCGAUUCAAAUGUUGUCGAACUGAAAGUGAUGUAUAAACCAAUUUGCCGGCCCGAUCAAAAGAAAAUCUAUGGCGUGGCCCGAAACGAGGCCGCUGAAAUCGUUUGCGAAGUGGACGCCUUUCCGCCGCCGGAGAACUUCAAGUGGUCGUUCAAUAACACAGCCGAAACCUUCGAUAUGCCACAGAGCGGCUUCCGUCCACACUCGGCACAGGGCUCCACACUCACCUAUACACCAGUGAAGGAAAUGGACUUUGGCACCAUCAUGUGCUGGGCGGACAACAAUGUGGGUCAGCAGAAGGAGCCCUGUGUGUUCCAUUUGAUAGCCGCUGGCAAACCGGAAGCGCCCACCAACUGUACGGUGGUCAAUCAGACGUCCGAUUCCCUGGAGGUAUACUGCAUCGAAGGCUUCGAUGGCGGCAUGCGUCAAUGGUUCCUCAUGGAAAUCUACGAUCAGCAUAGCGGCCAGCUACAGGCCAACAUCAGUGCCAAGUUUGCGGCCUUGGCCGUAACGGGUCUGGAUGCGGGCCGUUUGUUUCGCAUCUAUGUCUAUGCUGUGAAUGGACGUGGACGCAGCGAUGCGGUGGCCCUCGAUGGCUAUACCCUCAAGGCCGCUGAAAAGCAGACGGUUGCUCUCACCUCGUACAAGGGCAGCGCCCAGAGUCCCGAUAACUUUGAGCUAACACCGAUCCUCUCGAUUGGCAUCUUUGUGGGCAUACUGGUGGCCAUCGUUUGCAUUGGCAUUGGCACAAUUGCCGCAUUGAAGUUGCGCUCGCACAAGCAUCAACAGCAGCAGAAAUUUGUACAUCCCAAUGCGAAAUUCUCACGUCCGGGCAAUUUACAAAUUAAGGAUAAAAUCUCAUUGCCAUUGAGUCACUCGGAGGAGAUGUACGAUGAGAAGAAUCCCGAUGUUGUGCCCUACAAUGAGGUGGAUGGUGAAUAUAAACAAAAAUCAGCAACACAAACGCCAUCGGGACAUCUUUCGACAACCAGCGAGGUGGAAAUCAGCUGCAAGCCAGGCUCAACAUCCGGUGGCACUGGCACUGGCACUGGCAACGUUGGCGGCGGCAGUGCCACCAACAAUGCCAACAACUCCAACGACAGUGGCACCUAUCAGAGCAGCAAGGACGAUGAGCUGCACUAUGCCGAGCUGUCGCUGAAUCAGGUGCCUGCCACUAGCAACUCCAAGAAGGGCCAGCCACAGCAACAGCAGCAGCAACAGCAGCAGGGUCAGCAGGGCCAGGGCGUGGGUGUGGGCGUGGGUGUGGGCGUGGGUGUGCUGGGCGGCACUCUGCCGCAUGGCUCUAGCAUGCGCAAGCUGUUGCCCAGCAUACCGGCAACGGCAACGUUGCAGCGACACAAACCGAAUGCGGGCGGCAUGCAGCAUCCGCAUCAGCACGCUCCGCCGCCCACAUACGAUUACGAUUACUUUGAGGAGCCAACGAUAUACGCGCAGAUCGACGCAUACAAGACACGCGGCGGAGGAGGUGGUGGAGUAGGUGCAACCACGGCCGGAAGUGACAGACAGAUGCAAAUGCAGAUGCAGAUGCAGGUGGACACUGGCAUUGGACCUGGUGGCGUCGUCUUUCCGCCAUGCAUCUCAUCGCCGGGAUCGCAUGGCACUCCAUCGACCGUGUCGCCGGGCACGGUGCAAAUGUACACGCUACCCUCCCAUCCCGGUGGCUAUCACACACUGCCACACAAUCAUCAUCAACAGCAGCAGCAGGGGCAGGGGGCUGCAGCUGCACCCCAAAACUCCGCUUCGAUGAUGCAAAUGAUGCAGCAGCAGCAACAGCAGCAACAGUUGCAGCAGCAGCAUCAUCAUCCAGCUGGCAAUAUGCCCAUGCCGCCAUCCUACCAGCAGCAUCAGCAGCAGCAGCAGCAGCAGCAGUUGGUCCAUGGCCAGAUGCUCGUCUCGAGCAACAGCAGCGGACUGGCAUCGACAACGGCGGCGGUGGCCAGUCCCAGCAGCUCACUCUCCGGGCUGUCGGGCGUGGGGGGCAAGUCCUAUUCGCGUGAGAUAGUCACAGUGCGCACACCGCUCAUGUAUUCGCAGCAGGAGAGCUGUGUUUAAGCACAUUCCACACACCAAUCCCAAACCCAAACCCAAACCCGAACCAGAACCCUAACUCCCUCCCUAGCUUCCUCCACACAUCCUAAAUGUUAGUUAUAUAAGUCUUGAGCUCUUUGUGGUUUGUGUCUAGGCUUAAGCGUUGCCAAAACGAAUUGAAUUAAAUAAAAUGAAUUGAAUUGAACCAAAAAAAAAAAAUAAAGGGAAUCAGCAGCAGCAUCAGCAAACCCAAACUGUGAGACUCUCUCCCUUAAAGAGACAGAGCAGCCGAUUAUAAUUUAUAUUGGAAAAACGCAGUGCAGUGCAGUGCAGUAAAUAUUUGAGGCAUAAAACACACACACACACACAGCCAUAUAAAUAAAUCAAAAUUGAUUAACGAAAAUAGAAAGCCAACCUAGAGCAGAGCAGAGAAGAG